GAGUACAUCUUCAGCCGAAUCAAGCAGGAGCUGGAGGUCACGCUUGACUUCAGUGCUCAGGGUCCUAUUGACGGUUGAGUUUUUUUAUACCAUUUCGACAUGUAUCUAGACAGUAGCGCAGAUUAUAGGAGCUUAGUGUAACUGCCUGCAUGUCAGACAUGUGUUGUGGCAAAAAUAUAUAUUUCCAUGAACUCCCAAAAGUAUUUGUCGAUUCUGAAAUGGAAAUAGAAACAAGGAAGUUCGCACUUGCUUCAUGCCACACUGGAAAGAGACCAGACUUUUUUCCUCUUUUUUGUGUUUUCGUCAUCGUUUACUUUAUGCUGGAAAUGAGAACGUGUUAGCGUGUGUUUAAAGCAAUCUGUCUAUAGUUUUCUUCAGUUUGCCUAUAAACUCCUAACAUACCUACAUAAAUGUAAAUAAAUAAAUAAAUAAAUAACAUACAUAAAUAUUCUUGACACUUACCAGCCUUUAUAUUAGUGAUACACAUGAAUAUCUAAAAUCAAUAUAAAUAUGUGUAGAGCUUUUAGACAUAUGACUCUUAUUUGUAUACUAUUUACACUGUGUGCAAGUUUGCUUGGGUUGAAGAUCAGAGUAGCCUAUUUCUACAACUACAGCGAAGACACUGGGAAGUUUGCGGACUAAAUGAAAGCAUUGUAGAGCCCCGUGAACCUGCUGAUGCAGCAGCAAUAGCAGCAGGCGUAACAUUACGAGCGGUCGCUUUCGCAUUCAAAGGCGCUGUCGCGUAACGCUAUUAACGCGUAAUGUCGGCGGAAGCGGACGCAGGCCACGAGAAACCCCCUCGGUUCGUCUCAGGACAGCUGUUGACUGCGCGUCGCGUUUCCCGCACGCCGUGAACGCAGCAAGGAGGUGUCAUCCUCCAGUGCGAAGCGUCCGUAGCGCCCACGGCAGCGGUCCGCGCGGCUCCAUGUUGGAUCCGCCUGUUCUCCAGGCAUUCACUUCGCCGGAGGUGUACCUGCAUGUGUCGUCUAGCGCGUGAGGGGUUCGGGCGUGAGGCGGGCGGGCGGGCGACACGCAGCUCCGCCGGGACUUCGCCUUGUUCGCAGCUUUGUUUUUCGCACCAUCGUCAUUCUCGCAGUUUUUAACGGGGCUGAGAAUUUAGGUUAGAGACGCACCUGAGGAGCGCGGCGAAAAGUGGCGCCCGGGCGGACGAAGGGCAAAUCGGACUCAGAUAACGCCGCGCAGAAACCAUGUUCACUCUCACUGAGGUUGCGUCUUUGAACGACAUUCAGCCGACGUACCGCAUCCUGAAGCCGUGGUGGGACGUCUUCAUGGACUACCUGGGGCUGGUCAUGCUCAUGUUGGCCAUAUUUGCCAUGACCAUGCAGAUCACCAAGGACCAGGUGGCCUGUCUUCCCUACCUGGAGGACAAGGCGGACGCCUCGGCAACGAAGCUCGGCUCGUUCCCUCACUGGAGCUCGCCGGACGCAGCCCCGCCUGCAGCCACCAGCGCCCCGGUGCUGGCGUCCGCCCCGCUGGUCACCGAGGACCUAACGGACGAAGCUGCCCACCAAAUCCACGUCAGUCAGAAGCAAACUGCUGAGGUGGCAGAGAAAUAUGUCAACCAGCCUCAACCGACCGGGGUCAAGACCAAUCUGGACUUCCAACAAUAUGUCUUUGUCAACCAAAUAUGCUACCAUGUUGCCUUGCCCUGGUACUCCAAGUACUUUCCAUACCUUAGUCUCAUCCACACGAUUGUUCUCAUGGUCAGUAGCAAUUUCUGGUUCAAAUACCCCAAAACAAGCUCCAAGAUCGAGCACUUCGUGUCCAUCCUGGGCAGAUGUUUUGAGUCUCCGUGGACUACGAAGGCUUUGUCUGAAACGGCUUGUGAGAACUCGGAGGAGAACAAGCAGCGGUUCACCGGCACCUCGGCGGCACAGAAGCAGGUAUCGCUGGAGGGGAGGGAUGAGAACGCCAGCGUCACCUCCACCACCCCCAUGCUGGGGGUGGCGUUCUCCGCGGAUAAGCCCGUGGCGGAGGUCCCGAGCGGGAUGACGAUCCUGGAUAAGAAGGACGGGGAGCAGGCCAAGGCCUUGUUCGAGAAAGUGAGGAAGUUCCGAGUUCACGUGGAAGACAGCGAUUUCAUCUACAAGCUCUACGUCGCCCAGACCAUUGUCAAAACUGUCAAGUUCAUUCUGAUCCUGUGCUACACUUCGACCUUUUUGGCUGAAAUUAAAUUCACGCACAACUGCAAACCCGACGUGGCGCAGCUAACGGGAUACUCCAAGUUCUUCUGCACCCACAACAUGGCUUUCAUGCUCAACAAGCUGCUCGUCACCUACAUGGCUUUAAUCCUGAUCUACGGGAUGACUUGCCUGUACGCUCUCUACUGGGUGUUCCGGCGCUCUCUGAAGGAGUACUCCUUCGAAAAGGUGAGGGAGGAAAGCAGCUUCAGCGACAUUCCCGAUGUCAAAAACGACUUCGCCUUUCUCUUGCACAUGGUUGAUCAGUACGAUCAGCUCUACUCCAAGCGCUUCGGCGUCUUCUUGUCCGAGGUCAGUGAGAACAAGCUGAGGGAGAUUAGCCUCAACCACGAGUGGACCUUUGAGAAACUGAGGCAGCUGGUGAGCCGUAACGCGCAGGACCAGCAGGAGCUGCACCUUUUCAUGCUCUCCGGGCUUCCGAAUGCGGUGUUCGACCUCAUGGAUUUGGAGGUGCUCAAACUGGAGCUGAUCCCCGAGGUGAGGUUCUCCGCGAAGGUCUCCCAGAUGACGAGCCUGCAGGAGCUGCACCUCUGCCACUGUCCUGCCAAAGUGGAGCAGACCGGCUUCGCGUUCCUACGCGACCACCUUCGCUGCCUUCAUGUGAAGUUCACCGAUGUGGCUGAGAUCCCGACCUGGGUGUACUUGCUGAGGAAUUUGAGGGAGCUUAACCUAAUUGGCAACUUAAACUCGGAGAACAACAAAAUGAUCGGCCUCGAGUCCAUGCGAGACUUGAAGCAUUUAAAGACAUUACACCUGAAGAGCAACCUCACUAAAAUACCGACAAGCAUCACAGAUCUUUCACCGCAUUUGAUUAAGUUAGUGGUGCACAAUGACGGUACGAAAUUGAUGGUACUAAACAGUUUGAAGAAGAUGACAAAUCUCAUCGACCUGGAGCUGCACAACUGCGAACUGGAGCGGAUCCCCCACGCCAUCUUCAGCCUGACCAACCUACAGGAGCUCGACCUGAAAUCUAACCACAUCCGAACCAUAGAGGAGAUCAUCAGCCUCCAGCACCUCAGGAGGCUGACGUGCCUCAAGCUGUGGCACAACAACAUCACCGCCAUCUCAUCCUCCAUCGGUCAGGUCAAGUCCCUGGAGACUCUGCAGCUCUCGCACAACAAACUGGAGGCGCUCCCCGUAGCCCUCUUCAUGCUGCCUAAGCUGCGGCAUCUGGACGUGAGCCACAACUCCAUCACAGUGCUCCCUCCGGAUGUCGGGUUCCUCCAGAACCUGCAGCACCUGGCUAUAAACUCCAACAAGCUGGAGGUGCUGCCCAAGUCUCUGUUCAGAUGCAGCAAGCUCAGGGUCCUGUGUCUGGGCCACAACGCCCUCACUGUGCUGCCAGAAGCUGUGGGUCAGCUGGUCCAGCUCACGCAGCUGGAGCUGAAGGGAAACUGUCUGGACCGACUGCCCAUCCAGCUCGGAAGCUGCCGCCUGCUGCGGAGGGUCGGCCUGGUUGUGGAAGACCACCUCUUUGACACACUGCCUGUGGAAGUGAAGGAGAGCAUCAGCCGUGACACCAGCGCGCCCUUUUCAAGUGGCUUAUAAUUCAGAGACAGUAAAGACCAAGGUGUAUAAAAGAAAAGAGACGUUUUGUGUAACCCACAAAGACAGAACAAUAGUAUUUUCUUGAUUAGUUUAGUAGGCCGUGUCGUAUCAGAUCGCGUUACUCGAGUAUGUAUCUAAAUCAGCAGAUAUUUUAUUUUAUUUUGCUCCGCAUUUUUAUUUCUUUAGGUAGAAAAAACACUGAAUAACUAUUUUUUUGAUGUAAUAAUCUCCAGACCAAACCUUGAUUGCUCAGUCUGUAGUUUUGACGUUGUUGUUUGUAGGUACUCAGGUAAAACCAUGGGAAACAAUCUUCUGCCUUAACUGCUGCUAUUUUUUACAGUGGGGGCUUAAACUAAGGCCAAAUAUAAACAUUUCAUUUUAAACGUUUAAAUUUUUAUGGAAUGACAUUUUCUUGUUAGAAUCCUAACGUUUAUUGUCCUUUUAUGUUUUUGUAGCUAACAAAAUGAGUUCAGAUUGUGAAUCUCAGGUGGAGAACAGAAAACCACAGAUGCCAGAGAUUGUAUGAGAAAGCCUAUAAUGAUUCAUUUGCACAUUCGCAGAACUAAAGAUUUAAUGAUCAUUGAAUGUCCUCUUUAAGAUAUUAGCGAACUGAAAAAGGGAAGUCUUUUGACCAUCAUUUUUUAUGAAUGAUGUGCUAUAUGCAGAUGUGUGUCCUAUGUGUGAGUCACGUAAUGUUGAGUCUGCCUUUGUUCUUCCUAGCGGAUUAAUGUGUAGGCCUGUUUGUAUCCUAUGCUUAAAGUUAAAGACGUUACGACACAAUAAAGAUUUGAUUUUAUA
Betta splendens (Siamese fighting fish) is the source of this 4568-nucleotide messenger RNA. It is a transcript of the gene lrrc8da, whose product is annotated as leucine rich repeat containing 8 VRAC subunit Da. Gene Ontology annotation, molecular function: protein binding. The coding region runs from base 1209 to 3770 and encodes 853 amino acids. Lineage: Eukaryota; Metazoa; Chordata; Actinopteri; Anabantiformes; Osphronemidae. The record is from RefSeq and is a predicted model, not a curated record. The transcript has 2 exons.